UUUUUAAACUGUAACCCGAGAAGCGGAAAAUGGAUUGUGUUAUUUUAUAUUUUUUCCUAAUAUUUAUUAAAGGGACUCAUGCCUUCCGGUAUAGCAUCGCCAACAAUCUUCAAGCAUAUAUGCCCAAUGUGUGUAUGGAGAGAGAGGUGACGCUCGUCGCCCAGAGGCAGCCGUGUGUGCAGGCCUUCACACGCAUGGUUAAAGUGUGGAAGCAAGGCUGUGUGGGACAGUCAUGGUGCAUGGGAUACGAGAGAAGGACAGCAUACUACACAGCAUACAGACAAGUGUACAGACAGGAUUAUCAGACUGUGUACAAGUGUUGCCCUGGAUGGUCUCAACUUAAUGGAGAGGCUGGUUGUCUCUAUCCGGUAUGUAGCUAUGGUGUGUGCUUCAAUGGGGGCCAGUGUCGAGAGGGAUCCACCCAACUCUGUGACUGUCCUGCAGGGUUCAACGGGCCCAGCUGCCAGUAUGAUGUGAAUGAAUGUGAGGAGACCAACGGAGGCUGCGAGGCUCUAUGCUGUAACACCAUUGGAAGUUUCUACUGCAGGUGCCCUUCUGGACUAAAACUAAAUGAAGAUGGCAAAACCUGUCAAGAUAUUGAUGAAUGCCAGGUCCAUAAUGGAGGCUGCCAGCACAGAUGUGUUAACACCAGGGGCUCCUACUACUGUGAAUGCCAUCAGGGCUCUCGCUUGCAUGUGGACGGCCGCACCUGCCUCUCUGUCCAUUCCUGCGCCAUCAGCAACGGGGGAUGUGAACACUACUGUGUGCAGCAGUCUGCUGCUCAUUUCCGCUGCCGCUGCAAGCCAAGUUAUGAACUGGCAGAGGAUGGCAAGCAUUGUAAAUUGCAAAACCCCUGUGCAGAUCAGAAUGGAGGCUGCAUGCACGAGUGUCACGCUGAUGGCGGCAGGGCACACUGUGAUUGUAGAGCUGGUUACAUCCUGGCUGAAGACGGGAAAACCUGCAAAGAUAUUGAUGAGUGUGAGAUAGAACAAGGCAACUGCUCUCAUGGCUGCCACAACACUCUGGGCUCUUUCGUGUGUGUUUGUAACACAGCCUAUGAGCUUGGAUCUGAUGGAAAACAGUGCUACAGAAUUGAGAUGGAGAUUGUGAACAGCUGUGAGAACAACAACGGUGGCUGUUCGCACCAUUGCCAGCAUUCAACCAGUGGCCCAGUUUGCUCCUGUAACCAUGGUUACAUACUGGAUGACGACCUUAAAACUUGUGUUGACAUCGAUGAAUGUGGAGAGCAGAGCUCCUGCUGUGAGCAGGACUGCACCAACUAUCCCGGGGGUUAUGAAUGCUACUGCUCAGCGGGGUACAGACUCAACUCAGAUGGAUGUAGCUGCGAUGAUGUAGAUGAGUGUCUGGCAGCUAAUGGCGGUUGUGAUCACACAUGCCAGAACAACGCGGGUUCCUUUCAGUGUUUCUGCCGACGGGGUUUCCGUCUGGAUGAGGACCGGCUCUCCUGCAUCCCACUAGAAGAAACAGUUGAGGCCCUCUCCAGUGGAGGUGCCUUUGAGUUGCCUCUUAUUCGUCCCCAGCUCACCUUACUGCAGGACUACAGCCAACCCCUGGAACGCUAUGACGACUAUGAGGACGAUGAGGGGGAGCUGAGAGCCGAGAGUAACCUGGCAGAGAAAUUCGUGUGUUUGGACGACACUUUUGGCAACGACUGCAGUUUGACGUGUGACGACUGUUCUAAUGGAGGAAAAUGUAAUCCAUGGAAAAAUGGCUGUGAUUGUCCUGACGGAUGGACCGGCAUCGUUUGCAACCAGACUUGUCCCGAGGGAUAUUUUGGUCAGAAUUGUUCCUUCCCCUGUAAGUGUAAAAACGGUGCCAGCUGUGAUCCUGUCUCUGGGAGUUGUCGCUGCCCGCCUGGAGUCAGUGGAGACUUGUGCCAGGAUGGCUGUCCAAAGGGAUUCUAUGGGAAGCAGUGCAACAAGAAGUGUAACUGUGCGAAUAACGGUCGCUGCCACCGGACCUACGGUGCAUGUCUGUGUGAUCCUGGUCUCUAUGGGCGCUUCUGCCACCUGCCUUGUCCUAAGUGGACCUUCGGACCUGGCUGCUCUGAGGAGUGUCAGUGCCUCCAGCAGAACACUUUGGAGUGUCACCGUCGUCACGGCACCUGCGUCUGUAAACCCGGUUACCAGGGCAACACCUGCAAGGAAGAAUGCAACCCAGGUACUUUCGGAGCCGGCUGUGAGAAGAAGUGCACCUGCCCGCCAGGAGUGUCAUGUGAUCAUGUGACUGGGGAGUGCCAGCGAAAGUGCCCACCUGGUCGUCAUGGGGAGAACUGUGAUCAAGACUGUCCAGAGGGAAGGUUUGGAACAGGCUGUGUCCAUCCUUGUAACUGCACUGGCGCCCCAUGUAACAAAGUGACUGGACAAUGCAAAUGUCCGCCGGGGACAUCAGGAGAGCACUGUGAGAACUUAUGUCCGGAGGGCUUCUGGGGUCCCGGCUGCACUGAAACCUGCCCUGCUUGUGAGAAUGGUGGUGUUUGUGAUAAACACAACGGAUCGUGCAACUGUCCUCCAGGGUUCAUGGGCAGAAUCUGUCAGAACUCAUGCCCGAGUGGACGUUUCGGUCAGGGGUGCCAAAUGAAGUGUGUGUGUGAAAACAACGCUCGCUGCGACCCAGUGAGCGGGCGGUGUACCUGCGCUCCUGGCUGGACCGGACACAAUUGCAGGAAAGCGUGUGAUGCAGGCCACUGGGGAGUGGACUGUGCAGAAAGCUGCGACUGCAGAAAUGGAGAUGGCAGCUGUGACGCCGUGACGGGCCAAUGCAACUGUGAGGCGGGUUACACUGGAACACACUGCCAUCAGAAGUGCCCAGCAGGUUUGUUUGGUCUUGGUUGUCGCCAUCGAUGUCAGUGUGACAACAAGGCCUUGUGCGACCACGUGAGUGGAGCUUGUACCUGCCAGGUGGGCUGGACUGGAACCUUUUGCGAAAAGCCAUGUCCUCAAGGUUUCUAUGGGCUGGACUGUCAGAAGAAGUGUGUGUGUCUUAACGGCGGGAGCUGUAACCACGUCAGUGGGGUUUGUUCCUGUCCUUCUGGCUGGAUCGGUCCUCUCUGCAACAUGACAUGCCCAACCCAUUUCUAUGGAGAAGGAUGUAACCAAACCUGUAGCUGCCGUAACGGUGGCAUCUGCCACCCGGCCAGCGGGCAGUGUGUCUGUACGCCAGGCUGGACCGGACCCAACUGCACAGAAGAAUGCCCUGCUGGAUUUUAUGGAGCAGACUGUAGGCAGCGCUGCUUGUGUCAGAAUGGAGCCACCUGCAACAAAACCAACGGAAAAUGCACAUGUGCCAGUGGAUGGAUGGGCACAGCCUGUGAACUGGAGUGUGUGGCGGGCCGAUUUGGGGCGGAAUGCCAGCAGCGGUGUGAAUGUGAGAACGGCGGCCAGUGUGACAGACAAACUGGAAGGUGCAGCUGCAGCAGCGGCUGGAUUGGAGAGCACUGUGAGAAAGCCUGUGAACCGGGCCUGUUUGGCACCGACUGUAAGGAACGAUGUCAGUGUGUGCACGGAACGUCCUGUCACCAUGUCACUGGAGAGUGUCAGUGUCUACCAGGGUGGAGAGGAAAGCUCUGUGACAAAGCAUGUUUGCCAGGUUCAUACGGGAUUGGUUGCAUGCAGCGCUGCAGCUGCAGUCAGGGCACGUCUUGCCACCACGUCUCUGGAGAGUGUGGCUGUCCUCCUGGAUUCACUGGAAACGGCUGUGAACAGAUUUGUCUUCCAGGAACAUUUGGGCAGAACUGCAACCAGGUCUGUCAGUGUUCAGAGACAAACCAGCUCUGCCACCCGGUGUCUGGAUCAUGUUACUGCGCUCCAGGUUUCCAGGGCCCCAAAUGUGACCAAAUCUGCGCAGAAGGUCAUUAUGGUCCAAACUGUGAACAAGAGUGCCAGUGUGAAAAUGGAGGGAAGUGUGUCGCCUCCACUGGAGCCUGUGAAUGUCCAGCAGGAUUUAUAGGAGCAUGCUGCAACAUCACUUGUCCUGCCGGGCGUUACGGAGUUGACUGUGCUCGGGUGGCACUCUGUGGAGACGGAGCCCAGAAUGACCCGAUCACCGGUCGGUGUGUGUGCAUACCUGGACGGAGAGGAGAGGACUGUGGACACGGCUGCCCUCCAGGCUGGUUUGGGGAGGACUGUGCUCAACGCUGCAGCUGCAAUAAUGGAGGAGUGUGUGACUCUGCAAGUGGUAACUGUACAUGCAGUCUGGGCUGGAGCGGUGAACACUGCGACAAAGAAUGUCCUGUGGGCAGAUUCGGUGCCAACUGCCAGCUGAAUUGUAAGUGUCAAAAUAACGGCACUUGUGACAGAGUGACAGGGAUGUGUCAGUGUGGUCCAGGAUACUAUGGACAUUUGUGUGAACACGCUUGUCCUCCUGGUCUCCACGGCCCGCUGUGCCAGCUGCAGUGUGACUGUAUGAACGGAGUCUCCUGUCACCCUGCGUCCGGCCAGUGUAUCUGUCCUCCGGGACGCCACGGAGCUCGCUGCCACAGAGUGUGUGAGCAGGGCACCUACGGUCAGGGCUGUGCCGAGGUGUGUGACUGUGACGAUGAUAGUCCGUGUGAUCCUGUGACGGGACGAUGCCUCUGCUCGUCAGGGAAGACUGGACCCAGAUGUGACAUUGAAUGCAAAGUGAAUCGUUACGGGCCAGACUGCACAGAGACCUGCGAGUGUGACAACGGGGCGCAGUGCGACCGUCGUAACGGCCGCUGCAGCUGCCUGCACAGCUGGAUUGGACUCUACUGUCAGGAAGGUGGACCUCUACGCCUCACCUCCGAAAGCAGCGGAGGAGACUCGCAUCACAACAACUCAUUAUAGCACCAACACCAAGCUGGAAGAACAAACUGGGACAGAUCAGCUGUUUUUUACUGAAGUGACUCAAGUGAG
This is a messenger RNA of Scomber japonicus (chub mackerel), 4895 nucleotides long. It is a transcript of the gene megf6b, whose product is annotated as multiple EGF-like-domains 6b. The transcript has 38 exons. NCBI's taxonomy places the organism in Eukaryota, Metazoa, Chordata, Actinopteri, Scombriformes, Scombridae. The coding region runs from base 30 to 4826 and encodes 1598 amino acids. The record is from RefSeq and is a predicted model, not a curated record. Gene Ontology annotation, molecular function: protein binding; calcium ion binding.